AUGUCGGUUUUGAUGAUGAUGGUUAUGGCUGUGGUUAGUGAGACUAAUUGUGUUGUAAAGUUUGUAACUUUGCCUAAUUUUCUGUCAGCUUUUAAAUAUGAGGUUAAAAAGUCUGCGAAUUUGCCCAUCUGGUUACUCUUUGGUUUUGUGGCUGCUAAUCUGACAUACGCGGCUGGAGAAACGCACCGUUGGUAUCUCGCAAAGUUUGAGAAUUAUCCGGCUAAUCGGCAUGCCAUUUUCCCUUAUGUCUACUAAAUGGUUAAGAGUUAGAACACAACUUAGCCAAAAUAUGGAACAUUCUGUGGGAAUUCUCAUUAUCUCCAUAUGUAUGGAACAUAUAGUUAUAAAAAAGUCCUGCAAUAGUCUAGGUUGUGAACUUGCCGUAGUAGUUUGAUAGUGUUAUUUCUGUUAUGUUGUUUGUGUUGAGAUUCUACAGUUUGUUUUUUACUUAUGUAUAGCAGAGCACUUUAAAAGUUUGAUACUACAUCGCUGAUGGGAUAAAAUCCUCCAGAACCGGUCCAAAAGGUGAAUAUGGAGAAAGUUUGAUCUGGUGAAGAUGGAAUCAAGUAAAGGUUCAAUGAUUGGAUCUUACGAUUUGGGAUGUGACUUUGGAUUAAUGUUGUAUGCAUUUUGCCCAAUGGUACACAAGUGUAACACUUAGUGUUACUUUGGCUCGAAUCGUGAAACCAAAUGAUGAACAAAGUUCGUUUUUAGAUCAUACAUUAGCACAUGCUAAAAAUGAAAAGCAGUGGCCAUA
Molecule: messenger RNA, 757 nt
Organism: Arabidopsis thaliana (thale cress)
Lineage: Eukaryota; Viridiplantae; Streptophyta; Magnoliopsida; Brassicales; Brassicaceae
Product: 3-oxo-5-alpha-steroid 4-dehydrogenase family protein
Exons: 4
Coding region: 1-255 (84 amino acids)
Biological process (GO): dolichyl monophosphate biosynthetic process; lipid metabolic process
Cellular component (GO): endomembrane system
Molecular function (GO): oxidoreductase activity, acting on the CH-CH group of donors
Source: RefSeq, marked reviewed